ACCACCAUCAUGAGGGAGGGGCUGUGUGUAAUGCUAGUGGCCGGUUCCUGGGUUCUCUCCUGUGGCAUUGCCCUUUUGCAUGCCGUCUUCUUGGUCGGAGUGUCUUUCUGUGCUGACAAUACCAUCACCCACUACUUCUGUGACCUCGCUGCACUCCUGAAGCUGAGCUGUUCAGACACCUUCAUCAAUGAGCUGGUCAUAUUCAUCGAAGCAGGAAUUAUUUUUUUUGUGUGCAUUGGUGUUACUUUGGGCUCCUAUAUCCGUAUAGGGACCAUCAUCCUGAGGGUGCCGUCCACUAAGAGACUCUAUAAAGCCUUUUCUACCUGUGGCUCCCAUCUCUCUGUGGUGUCUUUAUACUAUGGGACAGCUACAGGUGUUUACUUUUUCUCUUCAUCAUGGGGUUCCAAAGACAUAAUUGCUUCUGUCAUGUACAUGGUAGUUACCCCCAUGCUGAACCCCUUUAUCUACUGCCUGAGGAGCAGAGAUAUAAAACAGGCCUUAGAGAUGU
Molecule: messenger RNA, 508 nt
Organism: Myotis davidii
Lineage: Eukaryota; Metazoa; Chordata; Mammalia; Chiroptera; Vespertilionidae
Product: olfactory receptor 1J4-like
Exons: 1
Biological process (GO): G protein-coupled receptor signaling pathway
Cellular component (GO): membrane
Molecular function (GO): olfactory receptor activity
Source: RefSeq, a predicted model, not a curated record